Molecule: messenger RNA, 1801 nt
Organism: Odontomachus brunneus
Lineage: Eukaryota; Metazoa; Arthropoda; Insecta; Hymenoptera; Formicidae
Gene: Cyp303a1
Product: probable cytochrome P450 303a1
Exons: 10
Coding region: 66-1772 (568 amino acids)
Biological process (GO): xenobiotic metabolic process
Cellular component (GO): intracellular membrane-bounded organelle; cytoplasm
Molecular function (GO): heme binding; oxidoreductase activity, acting on paired donors, with incorporation or reduction of molecular oxygen, reduced flavin or flavoprotein as one donor, and incorporation of one atom of oxygen; iron ion binding
Source: RefSeq, a predicted model, not a curated record
CGGACGAGAAAAUUUCUCCAGAAACCAAGAAAACAAGAGAGAGAAAGUGAAGAAUUUUCUCUAAAAUGCUUGCCACGGCGAUGUUGUUGCUGAUCCUCUUAUUGUUGCUGUUGUAUCUAGAUUGUCGGAAACCAAAAGGAUAUCCACCAGGCCCAAGAUGGUGGCCUGUCCUGGGGAGCAUAUUGGAAGUGGCACGCAUUCGUCAAGAAGCCAAGUAUCUCAGCAAGAGCUGUCUGAUGCUUUGUAAGAAGUACGGUUCGGUAGUGGGUCUGAAGCUUGGCAAGGACCGCAUCGUCGUCUUGAACGAUCAAGAAAGCAUACAAACGAUGCUGAACGACGAGAACUGCGACGGCAGACCGACCGGACCUCUGUAUGAGGUCAGAACUUUCGGCCGUAGACAAGGUCUCCUCCUUGUAGACGGGCGAUUGUGGACGGAGCAACGGAGAUUCGUGAUGCGGCAUCUGCGUGACUUUGGCUUCGGCCGUAACACCAUGGCCAUGAUCACCGAAUACGAGGCUCAGAAGCUGGUGGAGCAUUUCAAGAAGUUGCUGCAGGGUGAUUGCGGCCAUCAGAUCACCGACAUCCAGAGAUUGACGGUGAACGAGAACAACAAUAUCGGCCAAAUAUACAAGCUGCAGAAGGAGCCGAAUGACCUGAAGAAGCUGAGCGAAGAGUCUAACGUAAUCGAAGACAACAUCGUCGAGAAACGUGCAACGACGGUAGCGGACUUGUAUGUAAAGGCCGAGGACUACGCCGAGGUUCGAAGAAUCGCUCAAUCGGCAGGAGUCACCGUGGCUAUGCACAAUGCCUUUGGGGUGACUGUACUGAACACAUUGUGGAGGAUGAUGGCUGGCAAAAGGUACGAUACUAACGACAAGGGACUCACACAUCUACAGAGAAUCUUCAUGAAGCUCCUAGAAGAAGUCGAUAUGAUUGGCGCGCCUUUUAGUCACUUCCCAGCGCUGUGCUUUAUCGCGCCAAAAAUGUCUGGCUAUAAGUCGUAUUUGGAGACACAUCAGGAGCUGUGGGCAUUCGUGAGAGAGGAAUUGUAUAAUCAUAAGAACACUUUUGUGUUAAAUGAACCGCGAGAUCUGAUGGACGCCUACCUCGCUGUGCUGCAUUCGAAGGAUCAUAGUGACACGUUCUCAGAAACCCAGCUCUUGGCGAUUUGCGUAGAUCUCUUCAUAGCGGGCUCGGAGACAACUUCGAAGUCGUUGGCCUUUGGGUUCAUGUACCUGAUAUUGUAUCCAGAAGUUCAGAAGAAGGCGCAAGAAGAAAUAGACAGAGUCAUUGGUCGCGACAAAUUUCCCACGUUGGCCGACCGACCCAGUAUGCCGUAUAUGCAAGCGACUGUCCUGGAGUUCAUAAGGAUGUUCAUAGGACGUUCCUUGAGCGUGCCGCGUCGAUCGUUGAAGGACACUUUUAUCAAAGGCUAUAAAAUACCUAAGGACACAAUGCUCGUCUUGAAUUUCUACAGUGUAUGUAUGGACGAGUCUUGGGGCGAUCCGGAGAAUUUCCGGCCGGAAAGAUUCCUUGACGAUAACGGCAACGUCUUCAUACCAAAAACUUACUUCCCUUUCAGUAUGGGCAGACAUCGUUGCAUGGGCGAGGCAUUGGCCAAAGGCAACAUCUUUCUCAUAACGACCACCCUGCUGCAGGCUUUUAACUUCUCCGUGCCUCCCGGCGAACCACGACCGUCCGAGCAAGACUACAUGGACGGCGUCACGCCUGCUCCUAAGCCGUACAGAGCGUUAGUCUGUCCGAGAACGUAAUCUUGAAGAGUUGUAUAGGAUAUUGUUUC